AUGCCAGCACACCUUUCCCUCCUUGAAAAAGCCAAACAAUCCACUAAAUUAAGCUUGGAAUCACUCUCAAGUGGAGUGGAAGCUUGUGGUGAAUUGUAUGAUGAAGUAUUGAAUGGAGUUGUGAGAAAUGUAAAGAUGGGACCUUUCAAGGCUACUAGUGGAAUUGAAUUGCCUUAUUAUCUCAAUGCUAGUACAAAUUUUAUGGAUAAGAGAGUUGCUCCUAAAAUUGUGGAAAUUAUGGGACAUUACUUGGUUCAUAUUCAACAAACCUUACCAUCAUUGCAAGCUGAAAAUUUACCUCCAUCACAACAGAAUCUCUCCGAACAACCUCUCGUAUUGGUUGGUAUGGAAUUGGCUGGAGGAAUGUUAGUGAGUCAAUUUGCAGCCUAUGCAUCAACUCUUCAUGAAAAACAAGGAUCUAAAACAGUUUAUGAAGCUUAUGAUUUUUUGUAUAUUAGAAAGAAUAGAAAGUCAACUGGUACUUGUCAACAAUUAGAAGGUGAACAAAAAUUCACUGAAAGAAAACCAGAUUCACCACUUUUACAUGCUGUCUGGGUUGAUGAUGCUCUCUCAACAGGUUCUUCACUUUUGGAUGGUAUCAAAAUGCUAAAGGAAGAUUAUAAUAUUGAAGUUAAGGCAGCUCUCUAUUUGGUUGAUAGAAGUAAGGAUAGAUUAUCACUUCCAGAUGAAAAGCAAAAACUUGCCGAUCCAACUUUUGAAAAUAUUGAACUCUAUUCCAUCUUUGAUUUACACGAUGUUGAUGCCAAGAUUGAAGAAAACAAAAAGAAGAAGAAUUUGUAA
Molecule: messenger RNA, 801 nt
Organism: Naegleria gruberi
Lineage: Eukaryota; Heterolobosea; Eutetramitea; Acrasida; Naegleriidae
Exons: 2
Coding region: 1-801 (266 amino acids)
Source: RefSeq, a predicted model, not a curated record